AUGUCUCACAUCUACCUGAACUCGACCAUGCUCCAGCAACUGAACCACACGGUCCAAGAAUAUGUGUCCGAUUGGAUGCGAUCUCAAACGCUACAUUUCAACAAUACUAAGCUGGUUUCCGAUCCCACAACGAUGAAAACCAAUUCAACUACUUUUGUUGUCACCAUUGUUGCUGCCUACGUUUUGUAUCGCUGGCUUUUUCCUGCAAUGCAAACUCAAACUACCAAACCUGUGACGUUUGAGCUUGCAUUGCCAGAGGCAGCUCAAAAGCACUGGAAAGGUAAAAGAAUGCAUUCUGUGUCUGGGAACUCUUCCAGUGGCUCCAGUGGCUCUUUGGAUGAUCCCCAACGAAUUCAAUGUCAUUGUCCUGCAACUGGACAAGUUCUAGGCUCUUUUCCUUCGAUGACAGAAAAGGAUAUCGACGUAUUGGUAUCAAAAGCUGCUCAAGCUCAAAAAGAAUGGCGUAAAACUUCUUUCGAUGAACGUAUCCAGUUUUUGGUGUCUUUGCAAGACUACAUCUUGGAAAACCAAGACGCUAUUGCUCGCGUUGCCUGCAGAGACUCCGGUAAAACAAUGCUGGACGCAUCGAUGGGCGAAAUCUUAGUCACUCUGGAAAAAGUUCAGUGGAUCAUAAAACAUGGAAAAAAGGCCUUGCAACCUUCCAAGCGCCCGGGACCCACCAACUUCUUCAUGAAAUGGUACAAAGGAGCUGAAAUCAGAUACGAGCCUUUGGGGGUUGUUGGAGCUUUAGUAUCGUGGAAUUAUCCCUUUCACAACUUACUCGGUCCAAUAAUUGCCGCACUUUUUGCAGGAAACGCAAUUGUCGUCAAGUGCUCUGAGCAAGUGGUGUGGUCUUCGGAGUAUUUUGCCAGCAUUUGCAGAAAAUGCUUAGAAUCCUGUGGUCAAAAUCCAGAUCUAGUUCAAUUAUGCUACAGUAAUCCACCAAGUGCAACUGACAAUGCUGCUAACCAUUUCUCGUCUCAUCCGCAACUCAAACACUUGACUUUCAUUGGUAGCCAACCCGUCGCUCAUCAUGUUCUCGCCGAAGCUGCCAAAAGUCUCACACCGGUCUGUGUUGAACUGGGGGGUAAAGACGCCUUUAUUUGUUUGGAUUCUGUCAAAGACUUGGAAGCACUAUCAUCGAUUAUCAUGCGCGGUACCUUCCAAUCCUCCGGACAGAAUUGCAUUGGUAUCGAGAGAGUCAUUGUAAGUGCCAAGAAUUACGACAAGAUGGUAUCAAUAUUGGAAAAGAGGGUUGGCAAGCUCAGAUUAGGAUCAGACAUCGACAACUUGGAAGAUGUGGAUAUGGGGGCUAUGAUUUCGGAUAAUAGAUUCACCCAAAUAGAGAACAUGAUUGAAAGCGCUGUCAAACAAGGUGCUCGACUGCUACAUGGAGGUACACGCUAUAAGCACCCCAACUAUCCACAGGGACACUAUUUCCAGCCCACUUUACUCGUUGACGUAACGCCUGAGAUGGAAAUUGCUCAGAACGAAGUGUUUGGACCUGUUUUGACCAUGAUGCGUGGACAAGACACCGAGGAUUGCAUUCGAUUGGCCAACUCAGCACCCUUUGGCCUUGGUGGUUCUGUAUUUGGCAAUGACUAUGCAGAAUGCAAUUAUGUUGCCGACCACCUACAGAGUGGAAAUGUCGCUAUCAAUGAUUUUGCGACUUUCUAUGUUUGUCAACUUCCUUUUGGCGGUAUCAAUGGUUCUGGUUACGGAAAGUUUGGAGGUGAAGAAGGUUUAACCGGCUUGUGCAAUGCCAAAAGUGUCUGUUACGACAAAUUGCCAUUCAUCUCAACUCAAAUUCCAAAGCCUUUAGACUAUCCAAUUAGAAGUAACCGUGCGGCCUGCAAAUUUGUGAAAAACUUCAACACAGGAUCCUACACAAGGUCUAUCUGGGUGAGGAUCAGAUCUCUACUCUCUUUGGCUAAAAAUGCCAACUGA
This is a messenger RNA of Lachancea sp. 'fantastica', 1947 nucleotides long. The record is from the annotation of a GenBank genome assembly. Lineage: Eukaryota; Fungi; Ascomycota; Saccharomycetes; Saccharomycetales; Saccharomycetaceae.